AAACCAGAUUACAUUUAUUGUUCAUAAGAUUUUGUUUUUAUUUGAUUUUUAUAAUGUAAUUAAAGGUGGGAAAUGCUGUCCAGUCUUGGAUAGAUCUUCAUCAAAGGAGAGCUUUUGUUCAAUAAAUCUAAUCAGUAGAGCUUUUAACGCAGAGAAAGCAACAAGUGGCUACAGAAAUCAGGAGAUCAUGGCAACCGUCGGAAGAAACGCGACCUUUGACCUCAGUCCCAAGGCCCUGGUGGGCGUGGGCGUCGGACUGGUGGCUGUGGGCGGGGCCAGUUACCUACUGUACCGCCACCUGACCCGCGAUGUAAUGCCCCAAAAGUGGCGACGUGUGGGCACUGUGCAGAGGAUUCACUUCUUUCCGGUCAAGUCCUGUGCUCCUCUGGAGAUCGCUCAGCCUGACGUGGAGUACGACGUCGAUGUGCUCAGCAUGUCCUUUGAGGGAAUAAGGGAUCGCACCUUGAUGGUGGUCAAUGACCAGAACGAGAUGGUCACGGCUCGGGUGUAUCCACAGAUGACCCAGAUCCACUCAAAGAAGGUUUCGCCCAGUAAGCUGCUCUUUAACGCCAAGGACCUACCCGACCUGGAGUUGGAUUUUGAAAAGCUUGAGGGUCCCGAAAAGGAUGUGCGCACCGCCGUUUGGGGCGUGCCCGUGGACGUGAUGCCCUGCGGGGAUCGGAUCAACAAGUGGUUCUCCCAGGCCAUUCUAAAGAAGGAUUCCGGCCUCAAGCUGGUUCACUAUGCCUAUCCAAAGCCAGUGAUGACUAUUAAUCCGCGGCUCAAAAAUAUGCCCUUCAUUAGACAGGAGGAUUCGGGCACCUUUAACGAUGCCACCAGUUAUAUGCUGAUGAACCUUUCGUCGGUGGCUGAUCUUAACACCCGACUAAAGAACCCUGUGGAUGCACAGCAGUUCCGCGGUAAUUUCGAACUGAAAAUGGAUGUGGAUGAGCCCUAUGCCGAGGACAACUGGAAAUGGCUUCGCAUUGGGGAUGAUGCUGUUUUCCGUUCGGUGGCGCCCUGCACCCGAUGCAUUUUUCCGAACAUCAAUGUAAGGACGGCUGAAAGGGACCCCGAUGGGGAACCACUUAAGACCUUGAGGAGCUACCGAUUGUUCAACUACAGCUCGCCGGCCCUGGGCAUUCACUUGGGACUUCGGCUGCCGGGAAAGGUCAAGGCCAACGAUGUGGUUUACGUUGGGUACCAGUGAACCCUUCUAGGCCUUUUCCAGUAACGAGUUUAUUAUAUGUACAUAGCUUUUAGUAUGAAAGUACCGUGGGUGGGUUUCCAUGAGUACCAGACUGGAAUCGGGAAGAAGAGGGAUCAGGGACCUUAGAAGGUUCAGAGAUAAGAAAGUGUAUGCACCUCUACAGGAUUUCCAUGGGUUUGACGACCUUCUCAAUAUGUGAAGAUGUUGCGAUGGUCUUUUUGGUCAACCAGACAUUGAAGUAAAGGAAGAUUGCUGGGGAACAGAGGUAUUCCUAAGUUCUUGAGAACUUAGAACUUUAAGAACUUUGAUACACAAAUGUAAACAAAUUUACCGGCUGCUUCACUGAUAACAGUUAUCGAUUAAAGUGUAGACGGCAGU
Messenger RNA from Drosophila gunungcola (fruit fly), 1588 nucleotides. RefSeq names its product mitochondrial amidoxime-reducing component 1 (gene Marc). NCBI's taxonomy places the organism in Eukaryota, Metazoa, Arthropoda, Insecta, Diptera, Drosophilidae. The transcript is spliced from 4 exons. Gene Ontology annotation, molecular function: catalytic activity; molybdenum ion binding; pyridoxal phosphate binding. The record is from RefSeq and is a predicted model, not a curated record. Bases 188 to 1210 code for a protein of 340 amino acids.